Molecule: messenger RNA, 2930 nt
Organism: Myxocyprinus asiaticus (Chinese sucker)
Lineage: Eukaryota; Metazoa; Chordata; Actinopteri; Cypriniformes; Catostomidae
Gene: fkbp5
Product: FKBP prolyl isomerase 5
Exons: 12
Coding region: 150-1640 (496 amino acids)
Molecular function (GO): peptidyl-prolyl cis-trans isomerase activity; protein binding
Source: RefSeq, a predicted model, not a curated record
GCGUUGAGCAUUAUUUGUGUGGUGAAGUGUAAAAUACUGCCGGUAGAACAUCUAGUACUCUCGCGCUGAGAGGGCGGGCUCUAGGCUCAGGUUGUAUUCGCCGGUAAGACUGAAGAUACAUUCAAACGCACGGAUACAUCGUCAAACACAUGAGAGGAACAGGCACCCAAAGGGAAAUAUUGUUUACUGACAUAAAUCUCACAAGACAUCCUUCUCCAGAAUCUGAACAUGUGCCAGGAACUGUGAAUAGUGGAACACUGGUAUGUGCGAGUGAUGAGAUGUCAUCUUUAGAGGAUAUUUUUUCCACUAACCAGUGCCCAACUGCUGUCUUUACCUCCCAAGGCACUGAUGUCACUCCAAAUAGUGACCGGGGUGUAUGUAAGAUUGUGAAUCAACAUGGUGUGGAGGGUGAAAGACCAAUGAUUGGGGACAAAGUGUGUGUCCACUACACAGGCAGACUCCUUAAUGGGAAGAAGUUUGACUCCAGUUUUGACCGCAAGGAACCUUUUGUUUUCAAUGUUGGCAAAGGUCAGGUGAUCAAAGCGUGGGACAUUGGCGUGCGUUCAAUGCAGAAAGGAGAAGUUUGCUUGCUGCUUUGUAAGCCCGAAUAUGCAUAUGGUUCAGCUGGUAGCCCCCCAAAGGUCCCUCCUAAUGCCACUCUUGUGUUUGAGAUUGAGCUGUUGAGCAUCAGAGGAGAGGAGCUUACAGAGGAUGGCGGAAUCAUUAGGAGAAUAAAGGUCAAAGGUGAAGGCUAUAACAAUCCGAAUGAAGGGGCCACAGUCCAUGUACACUUGAAGGGUUGGUGUGGAGAUCGUUUAUUUGAGUCUCGUGAUGUAAUUUUUGUGGUGGGAGAAUCAGAGGAUGAGGGUGUUCCUUUAGGAGUGGACAGGGCCAUGGAGAAAAUGCAAAAGGGGGAAUGCUGUUUAUUAUACCUAAAACCCAAGUACGGUUAUGGCAAAGAGGGUAAGGCAGAAUAUGAGAUCGGAUCAAAUGCAGAACUGCUGUAUGAGGUGACACUUAAAGAUUUUGAAAAGGCCAAAGAAUCCUGGGAAAUGGACCUUAAAGAGAAACUUGAAUGUGCUGUUUUGGUCAAACAAAAAGGGACACAGUAUUUCAAGGCUGGACAGUACAACCAUGCUGUAAUUCAGUACCAGCGGAUUGUGAUCUGGUUAGAGAUGGAGUGUGGGGCGGGAAAGGAGCAGCUGCAAGCCAUCCAGGCACUCCUUUUAGUGGCCCAUCUGAAUCUGGCCCUGUGCUACCUGCGCUUGCGCGAGUACUCUCAGGCUGUGGAGAACUGCAAUAAGGUGAUGGAGCUGGACCCAGAGAAUGAGAAAGCGCUGUAUCGGCGUGGUGAAGCACGUCUGUUGCGGAAUGAGUUCAGCCUGGCCCUUGGAGACUUCAGGCAGGUUCUGCAAAUCAACUCCUUCAACCGUGCUGCCCGCAGCCAGAUCGCCGUCUGCCAGUGCAAGAUUCGGGAGCACCAUGAGCGUGAUAAGAAGAUCUAUGCAAAUAUGUUCCAGAGGUUUGCCGAACACGAUGCCAAGGUGGGCAAAUUAAAAAGGAAGAAAGAAGACAGUGGACUUUCAGAUCAGAAUAAGCAGAGUCUAAAGAGUCCUCGUCUAAGUCAGGAUGGCUCCUAAAGCUCAGGAUGCUUCCUCGUGGCCCCAAGUAAGAUAGUCAGGCUGGGGGAUGGCAGGUCCUUCCUCGUUUGCACCAUGAGAGAGGCAGUGGGUAGGGGCACAGAUGAGCCCCUAUAAACCUUGACGUCUUCAUCUCUUGGACUGAAAACAGAUGCUGGGAAAGAUUCUAAUAAAGGUUUUUAGACACUGAGGAACUGCAAACCUAAAUGGCAUUCCUACAAAAACAAACAAACAAAACCAAAGUGCACAAUUCUAUGACCACCUGUAAACCUUGACGGUGGAAGCCUUUGCUCUAAGAGAGGCAUUCAUCAGCUGCAUUAUGGUUUGAUAUUAUACUGCAUUAUAAACUUGAAUACAACCUAGUACCUUACCAUGUACUGUACAGUAUUCAAUGUUAUUACAUUGACUGUGCAUAAUCAGAUUAGAAGUUUAAAUUUGCAUUGGAGAGGUGUGUACCAGAGACUUGUUGUUCUUCUUUUGUAUUAUAUUUGUACAAGUGUGUAUGAUAUUUAGAUGCAAGUGACAAUAGUAGAUAGCUGGACUUAGAAGUGCAAUCCGCCUCCUGGGAAAACCUAUUUUGCAACUCUCCCUGCUUUAUCCUGUGAGGUUGAGUCGCUGCAGGCUAACACACACGUUUGAUACUUUUGAGAGACUUUUGCAUGGUUCUUUACUGCAUUCAGGGAACUUCGAAUAUUUGGGAAUAAAAUUCAAAAUAUAAGUAGGUUAGAUGUAACCAGUGUUGGGGGUAAAUCGAUAAAACUAACGCGCGUUACGUAAUCAGAAUUUUUUUUAGAUUAACGAGUAAAUAAACACAAUAUUUUUUAUUUUUGACCAUAAUAUCGGAGUUACUUUUUAAAUAAAGUAACGCGUUGCUUUUGUACACCUCUACUGUCCCUGUAUUGCAAGAAAUCAAGUGUGCAAACUUCAGGGAGGAGACAAAGCGCAUGAUUGGCAUUGUAUUUCGAUAGUGUGAGGCCAGAGACUAUUUAGCAGAAAGAGACGAGUCACUUCUAUUUAAAUGAAUGGGAGAAAUUGGAACGCCCAACUAAGAAGCUCUAGCACCCAGCAUUAAUAGGCGUAGAAAAGAAGUCCCGCCUUGCAGGGAAAAGAGCCAAUCACCUUUUAGAUACAGACAUCGCCUGUCAAUCAACUCGCUGAUGCUCAUGCAUUUUUUUUUUUUUUUUUUUUUUGCGUGAUACAACAACAGGUCAACAACAUUCGGUUGAGUGAAACGCGAUUGAUUCAAGUGUUAAUACACACUGCAUUAAAAAAAAAAAAAAAAAAAAGAAA